ACCUCCUCGUGCGCGCGCGCGCGGGCCCGGGAGCGUCGGUGUGUGUCUGUGUGCACGCGCGCGCGCGCACGGUUGCUGGUUGUAGCUGCGGCUCCCGGACCCGGUACCGGGGGUGGGAGCACAGGAGGGGAUAAAUCUCCGCCGGCCUUCUCGCAUCUCACUGCGGGUAUAUAACCAACCAGGUAGAGAGAGAGAGACCAGGGUGACAGUUCCUGCAAUAGCGGCUGCGUGUCCAAGGGUCAGAUUAUCAGACCUUCUCUGUCACACUGAGGGAUAUUUAUAUAUUUUGGGGGGUAGUGUUUUUUUAAAUGUAAUUUUUAUUUAUUUUUUAUUUUUUUUAUUGUUUGCCUCUAUCUCCAGAGAGCAAGGGCGGGAGAGGGGCGCGCGCUCCAGCCGCGCGUCGCGGAUCUGAGCGGGUCGGAGACGGCAAUUUGGCGAGUGGGGGAGGGAGGGGACCUUGAUUUCCACCAAUCCCCGGGCGUUUGUCUGCGAAGUCCGAGGCGCAGCGGAAGGCUGCGGCGCGCGGCUGAAUUCACUGAUGAGAGCGAGUUCUUUUCUUCUCGGGGAGGGGCGGGGAGCGAGGGUCCUGGCUGGCGAGGCGGAGGAGCCCGGGGCUGGAUAGCGGUCCCGGGCCGCCGUGGAAAUUUCCAAGGACUUGGCGCGGCGCGGAGAGCGCGUCUGGGGGGGUGCCUGGCGGCGCCGCUGCGCGGGAGGCGGGGAGAGGCUGCGAAGGGCGCAGGAGCAUCUCUCGGAAGGGGACGCCGCGGGCCAAAUGUCUGGGAGGGAGCCGAGCCGCUCCCCGGACCCACGCCGCGGGCGACAGUGAUGCUGCAGAACCCGCGGGAGCCACUGGUCGCCGCCGCUCUCCGCGCCGGCGGAGAACCCAGCGCCCGCCUUCUUCAGGGGAAGCAACCAUGGCCGUAGCUCGUGACUUGCCCCCCGGCCACGUCCCCUAGAAAGACAUCCUUGAAAAAGUUGCAUUUCAAAAACAAUCCUUACUCUGACCUCUGGGGCCGUGGGGGCCGAAGAAGCGCUCGUGCGAGUGCGGGCAAGAAAGCGAAAGGUGUGUGUGCAUGGGGGGCCACUUUGCUUAGCGUUGUGCUGAGGCUCUGGUCUUCGCCGACCCCCCACCCUCGCCCCCCGGGACCCCGGGGCUGCGAUGAGCCCCUGCGGGCGGCCCCGGCGGCACACGUCCAGAGGGGCCAUGGCUGUCCUGGCGUGGAAGUUCCCGCGGACCCGGCUGCCGGUGGGAGCCAGUGCCCUCUGCGUCGUGGUCCUCUGUUGGCUCUACAUCUUCCCAGUCUACCGGCUGCCCAACGAGAAGGAGAUCGUGCAGGCGGUGCUGCAACAGGGCACGGCGUGGAAGAGGAACCAGACGGCGGCCAGGCUUUUCAGGAAACAGAUGGAAGACUGCUGUGACCCCGCCCAUCUCUUUGCUAUGACUAAAAUGAAUUCCCCCAUGGGGACGAGCAUGUGGUAUGAUGGAGAGUUUUUAUACUCAUUCACCAUUGACAAUUCAACUUAUUCUCUCUUCCCCCAGGCAACCCCAUUCCAGCUGCCCUUGAAGAAAUGUGCGGUGGUGGGAAAUGGUGGGAUUCUGAAGAAGAGUGGCUGUGGCCGUCAAAUAGAUGAAGCAAAUUUUGUCAUGCGAUGCAAUCUUCCUCCCUUGUCAAGUGAAUACACUAAAGAUGUUGGAUCCAAAAGUCAUCUAGUGACAGCUAACCCCAGCAUAAUUCGGCAAAGGUUUCAGAACCUGCUGUGGUCCAGAAAGACAUUUGUGGACAACAUGAAAAUUUAUAACCACAGCUACAUCUAUAUGCCUGCUUUUUCUAUGAAGACAGGAACAGAGCCAUCCCUCCGGGUUUAUUAUACACUGUCAGAUGUUGGUGCCAAUCAAACAGUGCUCUUUGCUAAUCCCAACUUUCUGCGUAGCAUUGGAAAGUUCUGGAAAAGUAGAGGAAUUCAUGCCAAACGCCUGUCCACAGGACUCUUUCUGGUGAGCGCAGCCCUGGGCCUCUGUGAGGAAGUGGCCAUCUAUGGCUUCUGGCCCUUCUCUGUGAAUAUGCAUGAGCAGCCCAUCAGCCACCACUACUAUGAUAAUGUCUUGCCCUUUUCUGGCUUUCAUGCCAUGCCGGAGGAAUUUCUCCAACUCUGGUACCUUCAUAAAAUCGGCGCACUGAGAAUGCAGCUGGGCCCAUGUGAGGCUGCCUCACUCCAGCCCACUUCCUAGGGACAGUGGAGAAAGGAAGAACGAAGCCAGGGUAUUUUUGCUAGGUUUUCUACGGACUGCAAAAGGAAGUGGUGCAGUUAUUUCAUGGAUUUGCCUGGGCCACUUGCAAACAGCAACCGCAAUCCAAAGGAAACUCUAUUUUUAAUGUUGGCUUGGAGGACAAAUAGGAAGAUGUUUUAUGAAGUAUUUGAUAGCACAUUGUGGAUUUGCAACUAGUGACAUUCUGAUGAAAUGAUUAUUGGUCAAGCACAUUUACAUGGUUUAAAUCGAGAAGGUACAGUUCACAAAUAAAGCGGAACUCUAGUUGUUGAAGUUGAAGAGUUCAUCAAGGUUAAUAAAGGAAAUGCCAGGGCAAAGUGUUACUGAUUAUCAAUAUAAGCUGGCUUAAUUUAAAAAAAUUACUUACGAAGACUGAAAUUCGAACCAUAGAUUUUUUAAAAGUUAUUAUUUAUUUUUGUCCUAUUUAGGGGAAGUGAAUAGGUAAUGGGGUAGAUUUUUUAAAAAUCCCUUACUGAGUAUUAAGGACACAAAACAAGUGUAUGUUAACUGUAGUCCCCCUCCAUUUAAAAAAUGUUAAAUAAGAAUUACUUCCUCCUCCUUUGUCAAGUCUACUUACACAAUGUGAAACAUUGUUGAAUUUAGACUGUGUUGGUUCACAGUCUGAAUAACAUGAACCAUUUUUCCGCCUCCUCAGAAUGUAGGGCAUACAUUCAAUUUUAGGUCUGCAUUUUAUAAGCCUGUUUGCAUUAUUGUUAUUUUAGUGCACAAAGAGUACAAAUGUGAAUGCGUUAUUUAUUUGCAUAAUUGUCUUUAUAAUUUAAUGUUCAGAGAUGAAGUAAAGCACAAUGUGGUAAACUUAGUCUCUGGAAGACAGAUUGGAAGGCUCCUCCCUUUUCUAUCUAUCAUGGUAUAUCCACUCUGAGAUAAAGCAUAUGGACACACACACACACACACACACACACAACUUAACAAAGCUCAUUCCCAUGAAUCCACAUGACUGGUAUUUCAAAAAUCUGUAACUAGUGUUGGAGAGUUCCAAAUGUAUUAUGUACCUACCCCCCACACCCUGAUAUAAGACAAACCAGCUUACUGGUUGCUGCUCAUAAUGCUUAUACCAGCUUGAGAUGCAAACUUUACCCCCAAAUGCUUACCCCAAAUGAACAAUUGUUUUACUCAUUCUGACUCUCUCCAUAUCACGAAUGGACCCUGUGUUGAGUAUGAUCUUAUUAGGUAGAUUCAUACAAGUAAAGGGGUGUGAAUUAGUAGCUAUUUAUUCUCAUAGUAGCAGAUAGGACUACUUUGAAAGCCAAACUCUGACAGACUACAAGCAGCCAAAUGUGUUUACAUAUAAGAGAAAGGUAAAGGAAGCCUUUUAUUAUCUUUGUUCUUUGAGAUGCCUUAUUCUAAUAGGAGAUGCUAGAAAUCACUAUCUUUAUUUUUUUAAGUAUCACCAAAAUUUAGGUAAAUUGUGCCAAAAAGUUCUUUUAUAUUUUAAUGGUAGAAAUUUAGUACACAAUACAGAUUAAGACAGGUGGCAUUUUAGGUAGGUUAAUCUAAAAGUUAUCAGGAUAACAAUGCCCUUGGGAAAUAUCGACAUCAUUGAAAUAGGCAAUUUCUAAAUAAGAUUGAAUAUCAAGGUUAUUAUAGAAAUCAACAGUUGAAAUAUGAGUGGUUGAUAAAACACAGAUUAUACUGAUACUUAGAAAGUUAAGAAUUUUAGAGUAUUGAUUCUGUGCAGAACUGAUUGGCUAUUUUGAUGCAAUAUGGCAGGAAAUAUAUAGUAAGAAUGUACUAUUGAGUAAGCUGUGUUAAAUAUGCUCUAUACAUGCAAUCCUGAAUAUAUUUCCUCUUUGGAGCUAUUGUUAUUAUUUAAUAAUUACCUUAAAAAAGAAUACAUUGUAACCUAUACACUUACUCAGAAGUAUAAAAGGGCUAAAAAAAACACACACAUACAAAUGUAAAUAAAAUCUUUCAUUCAGAUUAGUGUUUAAUUGUUAAAAUGUAAUUAAUGAGCUCCAUAAAGCCAGAGAAUCACAGUUCCAUUGAAAGUACUAUCUGGAAAUGUUUCAUCUUGUUAUGAUUCCUGGGAUAGAUUUGUGCAAUAGGUUUGUACAAUGUUUAGUUAUAAAUUUGUGGUUUCUGAAGGACAAGACAGAUCCCAAAUUCAUAAUGUUUACUUGGACCAUUGCUUCUCAAAUGGGGUGAUUCUCCUCCUCCAUCUGGUGACAUUUGGCAAUGUCUGGAGACAUUUUUGAUUGCCAUGAUUUGGAGAGUGCUACUGGCAUCUAGUGGGUAGAGGCCAGGGAUCCUGCUAAACACUCACAAUGCACAGGUCAGAUUCCCCACUAGAAAGAAUCAUGCAGUCUAAAAUGUCAAUAGUGCCAAGGUUGAGAAGCCCUAGAUUAGACCAAAAUAUUUUGAUGGUUCCAUAGUGUUUUCACUUUGUGAUACAUACACAUGCUCAUGUCAUUGAAAGUGUGAUGACAAGUUAAUGAGAAUAUUGUCUUAGGGUAAAUUAAAGUUUGGCAUUACUUUAGAGAUAUGCCAUACAUAUUUCUGUGGUUAGUUAGAUGUAUCUAAACCUAAGCUUGUGAGUAUAUGUGCUUGUGUGUGUGUUUGUGUGUGUGUGUGUGUGUGUAGAAUAAACUUGUGCAUCUAUCCUUUUAAAAAUACACGUGUUCCUAAGUAAGGAUGUCUCUAGAAUUAUCCUACAGAAUACUCUGGAAUUCUCUAUUACUAUUAAGAAACUGAAUUCUAAACUCUCAUUAUUUUGUGUUUCUGAAAUCGAGGACUUUAGAACUGUGCCUCAAACUUUGCCAAAUUUAGUCAAUUACAUUUUUAUAUUACUGGCCCUUAAGAUUCAUCUCAGAAGAUAUUCAAGUUAUGGUAGACACAUUCAAUAAAAAAGUACUUAAUCACUUUCAAUGCAUCUGCCAAGAAAAGGCAUUACUAUGUCUAAGUUUUAAAGUUAUUUAGUGAAAAAUUAGAUGGCUCCAAGAGGGCUAAACAAAGGGUGAAAGAACUGAAAAUAAGUUCCUGAUGAGUCUUUUUAUUAGCUCUAAUUUGAGAAUUGCAUUGAUGCUAAGGAUCAUGACUGAGGAUGACCUCUGUUUAAUUUUUAUUGCACUUCAUAAAAUGAAGAUAGGUGAAAGAUUAAGUCAUUCAUAGAAAGAAAUAAUUUUUUAAUUUUAACUUUAUUGAAUUUAUUGGGGUGACAUCGGUGAAUAAAUGUACAUGUUUGAGAUGUACAAUUCUAUAAUACAUCACCUAUAUAUUGUAUUGUGUAUUCACCAUCCCAAGUCAAGUCUCCUCCCAACAUCAUUUAUCCCCCCCCCCCCGCCAUACACUCUUCCACCUCCCCCUCUGAUAAUCACCAUACUUUGUGUGUAUGAGCUGGGAUUAAGAAAAGAAAAGCAAAAUAAUUUUUAUCUGAAAGAUUUUUAUAUGAAGAGGACAUUGGACAUGACAGCUUUAUAUCGAGUAUUUGACCAGCAGCUUAUAGGACGCUGUGCAUCUAACCUGCAACUAGCACAAGAAGUUGAAGCGUUCUUCCUGAAUUUUGUUUCUGCUUAAUUCACUUUUAGCUAUUUUAACAAAGACAAAUGAUCCAAAAUGAUCCAGGUGAUCCCGAAUGGCAGAUGUUCAGACAAUACUCUGUGUUUGGCUUUAUGUUGUCUCAUGCCCUUCUUUUGGCUAAAAACUUUGUUUAAGUUAAGUAUAAAUUAUACCUGAAGCAAUGGACAACAUGGCUUAAAACCUACUUGGGCCCUGGCGGAUUUGGCUCAGUGGAUAGAGAGUCGGCCUGCGGACUGAAGGGUCCCAGGUUCAGUUCCGGUCAGGGGCACAUGCCUGGGUUGCAGGCUCGGUCCCCAGUGGGGGGCAUGCAGGAGGCAGCCCAUCAAUGAUUCUCUCACAUCAUCGAUGUUUUCAUCUCUCUCUUUCUCUCCCUCUCUGAAAUCAAUAAAAAAAUAUUUUAAAAAGUCUACUUGGGCCAUCUGGUGUGGCUCAGUGGUUGAGUGUUAACCCAGGAACCAAGAGGUCACUGUUUGAUUCUCAUUCAGGGCACAUGCCUGGGUUGCGGGCUCGAUUCCCAGUGUGGGGCGUGCAAGAGGCAGCCCAUCAAUGAUGUUUCUCUCUCUCAUUGAUGUUUCUGUCUCUCUAUCUCCUCCCCUCUCUCUGAAAAUUAAUAAAAGCAUAUUUUUUAAAAAAUCUACUUGGAAAAUAACUGAAGAAAUUCUAGAAUUCUAAAUUUGCCAAAAAUAUUUUUAAUUAGUCAAAAUAUUUACAGGUGUAUUACAGAUGAUUUCAAGUGGAAAUGAUAUCAAUAACAUUUCUUUUGUCAGCAAUGAUGAUAGUUGCAUACUAUGCACAGCCUCUUAUUUCUUUGUGUGGAAAAUUGGUGACCUGUCAUUUUAAUUUGUAUGUUUAAAAAUAUGGACUUCGUGAAAAUUUUUAACGGUGCAAUCUUGUUAAGAGCAACCUAAGAGGAAGAAAUGUCACAGUCCAUUUAAGCUUUUAUAAAAUUCUUAUUGUGUUGUAUGAAAACUUUCUCACCAGAACCAGGGAACAUACCUGUUCUAUGUUUGUAGAGUUCUAGUGAUCAAAGCUAUAAAGAUUUUUGUGGGAACUGGGGGACAAGUAUGUGGAGAAGUAAAGACUGAGAGCAAAACUGUGCUUUAUAUUUCUUCAUCUUCCAGUGUAGGUAGAGGUUGACUCUCCGAGUGUAUGACUUCCGGUGGGUACACAUCAGGGCUGGAAGUGGGUAAAUCACUCCAGGAACCUUCAGCUUAGGUCAAGCUUCUAACACCGUCAACAGUAACUAUAAAUAUGACCAGCGGUUUUGACAACUUCAGUCCACUGUGUGCUAGGCAGUGGAUGAGGCAAGUGGAAAGGAGGAGACAGCCCUGCUCUCAAGCUCUCAGGAUACAAAGGGUCAGAGAAGACACUGUGCUUGACCUUGGCUUUCAAGCACCACCUUUCUCUGUCCAAUCCCAUGGCCUCACUGUGGGGAGGAGCUAGUAGCCUUGUGACUAGAGAGCUGGUGUGGAAAUUUGCUGAGAAGCUUAAAAUUUUACACUGUCUUAUAUAGGGUGUUCUUUUUUGUUGCUAUUGAUUUUUCCCCCUUAAACUUGUGCUUCUAAAUGUAGGUGUCUUGUGACAGAGUUCUAGUCACCCUGACCUAAUUAUGGCCCUGCCAGUGAUUGUUGAAAGUGGAGCGCCUCCCAACCCCCACUUUCAGAUGGAUUUUCUGAGUCCUUGAAGAUAGGGACACGGUAAUAUUCCACCAGUUCCUACAGAGCCUUUUCUAAAGCCCUGGAGACGAACCCAGAGAAAUGCUGAAGCUUAGAAUGUCUGUUUAUAAACUCCAAAAUGUGAGGCCAUAUAAUACUGAGGUUGAAUAAGUAGAAGGAAAUAUAUAUGAAUCUACAAUUGCCAUAACCUUUUUCCUUCCUAUCUUAAGAAAAUGGUUACUAUCGGCAUUACCCUCAGCCUAGUCUUGUCCUUCGAAUUUUUUACAUGCAUCUUAGAGGUGAGAGAUUGAAGCAGGUGCAUGAAUGGAAAGCUCAUUCAAACACAACACAACCUCUGCUUGCCAUUACAAUAGGAAAAUAUAUGGUUAUGUUUCCUUCUAAGUUUCUUCCUUCUGGUGCCUGCAUUUCUGAUUUAUUCUAUCUCUAACAAACAAGUAAUAACUUAUUAUAAAUUGGCUUAUAAUACCUGUGAGCAUUUGUGUGAUAGCCAAAGCCUAUAACUCUACCUUUUUAAAGAUAAAAAUAAAAGACAAAUUAUAUUUUGUUGAUGCUCACUCAUGCACCUACCUCCUCUGUGUUCCUCUUGAUCUGGACUUUGUGGUGAAAUUCUUUGUGAUUUUGCUUUCCUUUUGAAGUUGUGGGAUAUAAGCAAUGUUGCAGAGCUGUCUAGGAGUUUUAUAGAAUAAUACUCCAAUAUAUUGAUCAUGUCUCUUUCUGCUCUUAUGUAAUUAGAUUUUCUCUAGAUAUUUGCCAUUUUAAAAGCACAUGCUUCACACAAUACCAAUAUAUAUCUACAAGAUGUGAUUUUAUCCAGGGUAGAGAAAUUCAGGACUCAGAUAUGUCUGUUUUUCUCUGCAGAGUAAGAGAAAUGGAUACUUACAAUAUUAAAAAUAGUUUAACCAAAAUGGAAAAAAAGGAAGAUAAAAAUCAGGAUUUUAAUUGUGAAGGACCAUUAGGAGGGAUCUCAGAAGGUAGCUAAGCAGAGAGCACAGAGGCUUUUGUCCUUCAGUGCAGUUCCCAAAAUAGAACUUUUUCAGACAUUUUAAAGGAAACAUACUGUCAUGCAGUUGCCGUGCCUAACGAUGAAAGGUGCUGGAGGAAGCAGUGUGAGAGCCAGACUGUGAGACGCUUAGGGAAGAAAACAGAAGAGGGGGACCUGUUUACCUCCUAGGACUCUCACAGUCUAUAGCUUCCCCACUUCUGGCCCCUCUCCAGUUGUGCUCUCCUUGGUGUUUGAACCUGGACAUGCAAACACUCCCAUGUUCACAUUCACAUUUAGAUCUGUCACGAUGAGGGAGCAAUAGGAGGAAAUUGACACCUUGAAACAUGGUUGCAUGGCCACUGAUGCUACGCACAGUGAGUUAAAAAGUUUUAUAGCCCUCUGUUGCCACUGUUACUUCAGUAAGUGGCUUUUCUGUUCAUCAUUAUGUAAGGAAACGUAGAUGGGUUUUCUCCCCUAUGUUCUUGUGUACAUACACGUACACACACUUUGCAUUAUUUAUGCCCAUUGAAGGGAAAGAUGGUUGACCUGGUAGGAGGGUGGCAGAGGAUACAUUCACUUUUUCUGGCUUGGCUCCCACUUUCCUAUCUAUUUUAUUCAUGUACCCAGUCACUUUAAAGGUGUAACCGUGUCUGUUCCAAGUUGUAUCUUUGUCAUCAGCAAGAACUCUCUCGAAUGUAGUGAAUGUGACUUUUAUAUUAAUGCACAAUAUAGUAUUUAGGGCUUGGAGACCUCUGAUAACAGUAUGUAAAUAUCCUUUCUUGAAGCUAUAGAACCUUCUCAUCGCGAGCUAUAGGCGAUAGUUACAGGAGGAUGCAGAGAUUAAGAAUGUUUUCUCCAGCAAAUUCUAGCAUUCUUGGAAGCAAAGAAUCAAUUGGCUUCUGUUUCUCAUUCAUUCAUAAGUACCCAUUCUUUGGGCUUUCUUGUUGGUAGGUUGGUAUAGAUAUUCCUUCAUAAUAUACAGGAUUGAUAAUUUGGGAUGAUUGAUGGCCACAGGGGUACAACAGAGUCAGAGAUACUAGAUGGAAGACAGAGAACAGACAAGGGUAGCUCCAUUGCAAAGCUUGCUUAAUUUUUUAAAAGUCUGGAAUAUUCUAGAACUCUAGUUACCAUACAGCAUAAUUGGUCUGAAAAUCUUUGAAAAAGAAAGUUUCUCUAAGAUCUCUAAUUCAAUGAUUGCACAUUAUAUGUCAUUCCACAGGUGUGCAAGCUGGUUUUCAAGAGCAAAUUUGCAGAGGCUAGAGGUAAGAGGCAAAUAGAAAAAUUCAAUUCUUCUCCUUUCUCAAACAGUAUAUAGUCUGACUACUAGUUGAUGGAUGCAAUUAUUCUGGAAAAGGCUUUAGCUUAGAAUAUAAAAUGAAAUCACCCUUGAAGUGUACAUGGAAAUACUUCUUUCUAAUGAAGCCACAGUCUGCUGGCAGGAGGUGUAGGGGAAAUCAGUGCUCUUCAUUCCUUCUUUUUCACCUAAAACAGAGCAGGUAAGAAAAAACUUUAAUUGGUACUUUUUAUACUGUAACUUGAAAAGAAACACAGUACCUAUCUCUGUUGGUUCUGCUUGAGUUAUUUCUUUCCACAGACUCUAAAUGCAAUGUCAUAGGAGGAGGUUUGCUGUAAAAACAUGUCUUUUCCUUUGGUGUGUUCAUUGUAAUUAUGGCUGGUAGUGAGAAGGUUCACUAGUAAGUCUCAAUUUCUCUACCUCCCUUACUUGGAGAAAAUUUGGAAAUGUGCCCUGUGAAUAAAAUAUUUUUUAAAAUA
This is a messenger RNA of Myotis daubentonii (Daubenton's bat), 10237 nucleotides long. RefSeq names its product ST8 alpha-N-acetyl-neuraminide alpha-2,8-sialyltransferase 1 (gene ST8SIA1). The record is from RefSeq and is a predicted model, not a curated record. Gene Ontology annotation, molecular function: alpha-N-acetylneuraminate alpha-2,8-sialyltransferase activity. Lineage: Eukaryota; Metazoa; Chordata; Mammalia; Chiroptera; Vespertilionidae. Gene Ontology annotation, biological process: oligosaccharide metabolic process; N-glycan processing.